AAGUAAAAAAGAAGUAUCUAGUCUGUACCGUUCUUGCCAAAGAGAAAACACACAGAAAAGGAAAAAUUUUCUAUAUCUUUGCUUUAAACGAACUGCUCAGUUGUGUGUUCCUCAACUGUUUCGCUCUGAAGCAGAUGCAACCGACACCUUCCGGUAGCGGCAACUCUAGCGGCGGAGACGGUGGCGGUGGUGAACUGAAUCGAGGUGGGCUUGCCCGCUUUCGUUCAGCUCCAGCCACUUGGUUAGAAGCACUUCUUGAAGACGAAGAAGAGGAAGACCUAUUGAAGCCUAACCAGACUUUGACUCAGUUACUCGCUUCUAAUACUCCUUCAACUAGAAAUUCUGUGCCUUUUGCUUCUUCUUCGAUUUCGGUUGAGCCGGGUAAUUUGUUUGAACCCACUGGUUUUAAGAGGCAAAACAGCUCUCCUGCUGAUUUUCUUGGUAACUCUGGCCUUGGGAGUGAUGGGUACUUUUCUAGCUUUGGAAUUCCGUCCAAUUACGACUAUAUGUCGCCGAAUAUGGAUGUUUCUCCCUCCGGUAAAAGGGCUAGAGAGGUGGAGUUGCAUCACCCUUCUGGUAGAUAUCCGUCCCUGUUGAAAGGAGAGCAAAGUGGAGAGGUUCCUAGCAGGGCUUCUAGCUUGAUAGAGAUGGAGAUGGAUAAGCUUUUGGAGGAUUCAGUGCCUUGUAGGGUUCGUGCAAAGCGAGGCUGUGCUACACAUCCUCGGAGUAUUGCAGAGAGGGUUCGAAGAACUCGAAUCAGUGACAGAAUAAGGAAGCUUCAGGAGCUGGUUCCGAACAUGGAUAAGCAAACAAACACUGCAGAUAUGUUGGAUGAGGCAGUGGAGUAUGUUAAGUUUCUUCAAAGACAAAUUCAGAAACUGGUAUGUGAAGUAGGAUUUGUAGCAUUUGUAAUUGAUUCAGUGAAUUAGCUUGCCAUUGUUGGAAUACUUGAAACAUGACAGGAACUCACAGAACAUCAAAGGAAAUGCACGUGCAUUGCUAAAGAAUAACAGGAACAUGGUAACAGCUACCCUCUGUUUACUGUAAUUAUCAGAUUUUUUGAAGUUCUCUGCUGCAGUUAUUUGAAAAAUCAAUCUUGUUAUAUACACUAUUUCACAUUUUCCGUGUCACCACCCGUCUGCGACGUGUAGAUGAAAGCCAGUUAUGAGGGUUAUAUGUCUACGGAGUCCAUGAUCAAGGCUUACCGCUUCAUCUUGGAAAAAUUGCUCUCUGAAGUUCACUUGGUAUGGUUGUAGUUGUAAAAUAUAUUGUAUACUAUAAUAUAUUUUCAAGGUAGUACUUAUCAAGCCUCUACAUUCAUUUAUAUCUGUUCUCCAUAUUGUAUGAUACACUAGAGAUCUGUAUUUUCUUAAACUCUCUACAAAACAUAUCAAGAAACUAUUUGAUCAAUAAAUUCUUUGGCCAAUGAUUCAAACA
This is a messenger RNA of Manihot esculenta (cassava), 1437 nucleotides long. Its product is annotated as transcription factor bHLH81. The record is from RefSeq and is a predicted model, not a curated record. Gene Ontology annotation, biological process: regulation of transcription by RNA polymerase II. Gene Ontology annotation, cellular component: nucleus. NCBI's taxonomy places the organism in Eukaryota, Viridiplantae, Streptophyta, Magnoliopsida, Malpighiales, Euphorbiaceae. The transcript has 5 exons. Gene Ontology annotation, molecular function: protein dimerization activity; RNA polymerase II cis-regulatory region sequence-specific DNA binding; DNA-binding transcription factor activity, RNA polymerase II-specific. The coding region runs from base 135 to 929 and encodes 264 amino acids.